AUGUCGUCAUCUUCUUUAUUUUUUCUUAGUAUUACACUGUUAGUUCUAAUACUAACAGUUGAAUCAGUUUAUUAUGCAUAUUCAUAUGAUGAUGGGAAUAAUAAUGAAGAACAUUGCUGUCUGGUACGAGUCCAUGAGAAAUUUUGUAUAGCGAGACCAAUAACACGUAGCUUAGUACAAGUUAAUAAACGAUGUCAUCGAGUUGACAGAUCUCAACAUCACCGAUUUGGCAGAAAGAAUAGAAAUGAACAAUAUUUAGAUAAAAUUUUACGUCGUUUAAAUGUACAAACGUCACAAGAAGUUGGUGAUAAAAUACUUAUUGAAUUACAAACACCAUUAGAAAAAAAAGUACUUGACAAUGAUCUUAUAUGUUUACAAUCAACUAAUAAAAAUAUGAAUUUAGACAAAUGUUAUGUAGAAAUAGUUGACGAAUUAGAUGAUGAUAGCGAUAACGACGAUGAUGAUGAUGAUCAUCAUCAUCAUCAUAAGUCACACAGAUUGCAUAAACGACGACGAUAUGGUCAUCAUCGUCAUCAACAUCGUCAUCAACAUCGUCAUCAUUAUGAUCGCAAGAAACGCGCUGUUGAUAUAGACGAUCAAGAAGAAGACAAUACUAUUAAUCAUAAUAAAAAUACUAAAGAAAAUGAAGCUGAAAAAGAAACAACUCGAAUUGAAUUAAAUCAACCAAUUCGUAUUCGUGAAGGUCAUGGUUUUUUAAUGCGUCAAACAUAUAAAAUUAAUCCUAGUAAUAUUCGACCAACAAAUCGUCAACAUCGUCAAUGUUGGUCAUGGUAUCGUAAACAAACACGAAAAAUACGUUAUAAUCCAUCAAAACAUACAAAAUCUUGUAUUAAUUUAAAUGAUCAUCUUGAAAAAUGUAUUAAUCAACUUGUUCAUAAUAGAUUAAAUACAAAUGAAAUAGAUAAUUAUCAAGAACAACAAAAUAUGAAAAAUUCUUUUUCAAUAGGAUCAAAAUUAUAUUGUGAAAAUCAAGCCGGUUAUAAUAAAUUAAUUGGUUAUUAUCAUUAUAGUGAAGUAUGUUUUUCUACAGAUAAUGAAAUUAAUAUUGAACGUAAAUUUAUCGAUAUAACUGGUUUAUCUGAUAUGAAAAAAAACAGAGAUACACUUGAAUUUAUAGCACAAAAUAAAAAAUUAACAGCUGAAUUUGAAGAUGAUUGUCAUGAUACAAUAACAUUAGCUGAAAUAGAUGAAUUAGAAAAAAGAAAAAGCAAAAAAUAA
Messenger RNA from Rotaria sordida, 1239 nucleotides. NCBI's taxonomy places the organism in Eukaryota, Metazoa, Rotifera, Eurotatoria, Philodinida, Philodinidae. The record is from the annotation of a GenBank genome assembly.